AUGAACCACCUGCUUGCACCACGGUCUAUUUUCUACCUAAAUUCAAAAGUGCCUACGAUACGGCCAGAAAUCUUACGAUGUCGCCUCUUUUGCUACACCUCCAGGCUUCAAGGGUUACCGCAACAACCCUCUUAUAGACAAAGUUAUAACCCUCAAUUUCAGUCUCGAAUUGAAAAACGAACUUUUUUGUCGUCAUUUAUCCCUUCUCCGCCCCAAGCUUCUAACAAUGGGGACGGAAAUGGCAACAACAAAGCCCGCAUCCUGACAGCCUCCCGCACACUUCCCUACCCGCCAUCCCCCUUAUUCAACGUAAUAUCCUCCGUUGAAUCCUACGCCGAGUUCCUCCCCUUCCUCACCGCGUCCACUGUUACGGCCCGUGACCCCGAGACACGGUAUCCGACGCAGGCGUAUCUCACAGUCGGAUAUGGGCCUCUUAGCGAGACGUUUACGUCGAAGGUUGACUGUAAUCGGGAGAGUUGGGUUGUUGAGGCGCGGAGCGGGGAAAGGUUUGGGAUCUUCGAGUAUCUGAGCACGAGGUGGGAGUUGGUUCCGGAGACUGCUUCUGAGGGGGGAGACGCGAGGACCACGGUUAAUCUGGAGAUCCGGUUUGAGUUUAAGAGUCAGUUGUAUGCGAGUAUGAUGAGUGCAGUGGAAGGGCAGAUGGCGGGGAUUAUGAUCGAGGCAUUCGAAAAGAGGAUUAGAGAAGUGCAUGGGAGGUGAG
Aspergillus nidulans FGSC A4 is the source of this 721-nucleotide messenger RNA. Its product is annotated as ubiquinone-binding COQ10-like protein. The transcript is spliced from 2 exons. NCBI's taxonomy places the organism in Eukaryota, Fungi, Ascomycota, Eurotiomycetes, Eurotiales, Aspergillaceae. Gene Ontology annotation, molecular function: ubiquinone binding. Bases 1 to 720 code for a protein of 239 amino acids. The record is from RefSeq and is a predicted model, not a curated record. Gene Ontology annotation, biological process: cellular respiration.